UUCGGUUUCGGUCAGUCGAUGUUUAGCACUCGUCACGGGCAGUGAUCGUUAUAGUUUCGCGUUAUUUUGUGUUAUCAAUUCUUUUAGGAAAUUUUAAAAUGGUUGGAACGCACCCCAAAGUGUAUGUUAUUGGAGUCGGCAUGACUAAAUUCGAGAAGCCCGGGAGGAGGCAAGAUUUCGAUUACCCUCAGAUGGCUGUGGAAGCCGUCACCAAAGCCCUGAAGGACGCCCAUCUAAACAUCGACGAUGUCCAACAAGCCACUGUUGGAUAUGUAUACGGGGAUUCAACAUGUGGCCAGAGAGCACUCUACGAGGUCGGUAUGAAUGGAAUACCUAUCUUUAACGUCAACAACAACUGCUCAACGGGUUCCAGCGCGCUCUACCUGGCCAAGCAGAUUGUGGAGUCUGGCAACGCAGAGUGUGUCUUAGCAUUGGGAUUUGAGAAGAUGGAAAGAGGAUCCUUGUCUUCAAAGUUUGAUGACCGUACAAACCCGAUGGAGAAGCACGUAGGAGUGAUGGCUGAGAUGGUGGGUCUAGACGCAGCUCCUAUCACUGCUCAGAUGUUCGGCAAUGCUGGCAAAGAACACAUGGAGAAGUACGGCACCAAAGCUGAGCAUAUGGCCAAGAUUGCCUACAAGAACCACAAGCAUUCCACCAACAAUCCAUAUUCACAGUUCCAACAGGAGUACUCGCUGCAGCAGAUUCUAGACUCACCGACAGUGUUUGGACCGUUGACCAAGCUACAGUGCUGUCCUACGUCAGACGGUGCUGCAGCUGCAAUCUUGGCCAACGAGGACUUUGUUUUCCGUCAUAAACUGCAGGCACAAGCUGUCCUCAUCGUAGGCAUGGAGAUGACUACUGAUCUUCCUUCUACUUUUGACUCCAAAAGUCUUAUUAACCUGGUGGGGUAUGAAAUGACUCGUAAAGCAGCUGAAAAACUCUUCAGCAAAACUACAUAUCAGCCAACAGACGUAGACGUGGUAGAACUCCACGAUUGUUUCUCUGCCAAUGAGUUGAUAACUUAUGAAGCUCUUGGGCUCUGCCCUCAAGGAAAAGCAGGAGAGUUCAUUGACAGUGGAAACAACACCUACGGAGGCAGAGUCGUAGUCAAUCCUAGUGGAGGUCUAAUAUCUAAGGGACAUCCCCUUGGUGCAACUGGACUGGCACAGUGCGCUGAACUGUGUUGGCAACUGAGAAGGGAGGCAGGGCGACGUCAGGUAGCCAACGCUCGUCUCGCACUGCAACACAACAUCGGGUUGGGUGGAGCUGUUGUCGUCGCUCUUUAUGAACUAGGCUUUCCAAACUACAGAUGGUAUAACACAAGAGUGACACUGAACCCCGUGAGUAUAACAGACGACCCAUCAGUCUUCAAGGCAACUGCUUUGUUCAAAGUUCUCGAAGAAGCUAUGCAGGAAGAUAAAGAAAACAUGAUCGAGAAAGUCAGAGGAAUCUAUUGUUUCAAAGUCAAGAAUACUGCUGGGAAAGAAGGAAUGUGGAUCAUCAACGCUAAAAUCGGCAAGGGAAAAGUGGAGUACAACGGAAAAGAUAAGCCUGAUGUCACAUUUAUCAUGAAUGACGAAGAUGUGACCGACUUGAUCUCUGGCAAGCUGAAUCCUCAAAAGGCAUUUUUCCAAGGAAAGAUCAAGAUACAGGGUAACAUGGGUUUAGCCCUAAAGCUCACAGAACUGCAGAAGAGGGCAGCUGGCAGAAUUGAAGAACUCCGAGCUAAACUGUAAACUGCUGAACUCAUAUUCUAGCACAAUCAUUCCUUUCUUUUGUUUCUUUAGAUUUAAUUUUUUGAAGAUUAUAUGUUUCAUCUUUGUUAGGUAUAUUUGUUGUUGUUAAGAUAUGAGAGGUUAAGUUUGUUUCUGGAAAUUUUUAGACCUACCUCUGAUUUAACUUUAAAGUUUUAAGUUUUAAAGAGCCGAAUUUAUAAACCUAAAAUGGUUAUAUUUUAUCGGUAAUUUUUUAUAAUAGAGUGAAUAGGUGAGGAGUGAAGCGUGAAAAGUAAAUAAAAAUAUGUCUAAUAGCAUGUUUGAAACAUAAUAUAUUUACACUUAUACUGUUAACUCACAAGAAAUAUUUUAAAAAUACAUAUAAAAAAGGGAAGUGGUGAUCAUUUUAAUUAGACACUAUUCAUCAUCAGACCCAGUAGGCAAAUGACUGUUAUAAGACAUAUUUUUAUUGACUUUUUGUGAAUUGAAUAACACAUACAAUGCUGAUAAAGAAGUUAUUUAGGAGUAAAGUAAAAACAGUAAUUUGGUGCUGUUACCCAUUUAUAAUCAUACAUAGAAGUAACCACUCCAAAAUAUAUAUUUUAUUUUCAUAGAAACCAACAAAUUUCUUUGUUAAGAGAACCUUUCUUGUUUACCCAUAUUUAUUCUACGAAUUUUGUAUUGGAAAUUUCCAAAACCGAGCUACUUUGCUUCACCUAUUGAAAUCCAUCCAGCAUUAGUCUAUGUUUAACAUUUCUGGAUGUAAAUAACAGUAUAAUAUAUAGGCUAUAGUACGAUUUAUCUAGGUUUUGGGUGAAAUCUAUAUCAAUCUUAAAGUUUCUGUGAUAUCCUGCAGGUGUCUUUAGAGUAAAGAAAUAUGCUUUUAACUUGUUUAUUCUUUUAACUGUUCAUUAAUGUCUGUGAGUUUCAUAUUUUUGUAGACUCAGUACUGAUUAUCAUGAUAGUAUUUGUACCAAAGGUAAAGGCAAUUUGGUAUAUCGUUAAUAAAUGUUUUGUUACUGUCAAUAAUAGUUUAUUGCUUCCUCU
Molecule: messenger RNA, 2762 nt
Organism: Macrosteles quadrilineatus (aster leafhopper)
Lineage: Eukaryota; Metazoa; Arthropoda; Insecta; Hemiptera; Cicadellidae
Gene: ScpX
Product: sterol carrier protein 2
Exons: 9
Coding region: 99-1736 (545 amino acids)
Molecular function (GO): acyltransferase activity, transferring groups other than amino-acyl groups
Source: RefSeq, a predicted model, not a curated record